GUCACCACAGAACCAACAUGUUGGGCCUGAGAUUGCAAAGAAGUCCAGCGCCAUGAUCGAGUUUAUAGAUCUCCCUGCACCGCACAGCGGUCACAUCCGCGUGCUGCAGCUCAACCGGCCGGCCGCAGCGAACGCCAUCUCCUACGCUCUGCUGUCAGCGCUGCGAAAGGAGAUCCAGACGAUCCAGUCGCAGUACAGCCAUAUCUCGGGGGCAGAGAUGCCCUGGACCGAAGGCGACAUCAAGGGCCCUACGAGAGCGCUCAUCAUUGCGAGCUCGGUAGACGCGUGCUUCUGCGCCGGGGCGGACCUGAAGGAGCUGGGCAGGCUCAACAGCGAGCAGAUGUCCGCCUUCUUCUCAGCAAUGCGAGAUACUUUCAAGGCGCUGGCCAACCUCCCAAUACCAGUCAUCUCAGCCAUCGGCUCGGCUGCCCUGGGGAGCGGCUUCGAGCUCGCGCUGGCGACCCAUUUCCGCGUGCUGUCCUCGAACGCGUCGCUGGCGCUCCCAGAGACAGGACUCGGCAUCAUUCCAGCCGCGGGCGGCACCUAUCGCCUCGCGGCGCUGGUGGGAGAUGCACGGGCGCGCGAGAUUGUCAUGACCAGCCGCAGGGUGGAGGGACCCGAGGCGUACACGUUGGGGAUCGCUAGCAGGCUGGUGGACCUCGAGACUGAGAGUGAGGGGUUGGACAGCGCGACCAUGUUGGCCGUGUCGAGGAGAAAGGUUUUGGUCGAGGCGAUCCGGCUGGCGGAGGAAGUGUGUGAGGGUGCUCCUGUUGCUGUGAGGGCGGCAUUAAAGGCUCUCAAUGGCCCGAGUGAAGAGUCGGAGAAGGCCAUGUGCGAGAGAGUGUUUGUGAGCGAUGACUGGCAUGAGGCGUUGAGGGCAUUCGGAGAGAAGAGGAAACCUGUGUUCAAAGGGAGGUGAUGUCGAAGAGGGUUGAGCGUCGGAUGUGUGUGUGUGUGUGUGUGUGUGUAUUUGUGUAUGUAGAACACCCUGAUAGAUCUAACCAUACCUACUUACUUGUACCUACUGUAAUAAUUAAUAAUAUAGAAAUAUGUGAAGC
Molecule: messenger RNA, 1058 nt
Organism: Cryphonectria parasitica EP155
Lineage: Eukaryota; Fungi; Ascomycota; Sordariomycetes; Diaporthales; Cryphonectriaceae
Product: ClpP/crotonase
Exons: 2
Coding region: 53-919 (288 amino acids)
Biological process (GO): fatty acid beta-oxidation
Cellular component (GO): mitochondrion
Molecular function (GO): enoyl-CoA hydratase activity
Source: RefSeq, a predicted model, not a curated record